Cutaneotrichosporon oleaginosum is the source of this 2367-nucleotide messenger RNA. RefSeq lists its product as uncharacterized. Lineage: Eukaryota; Fungi; Basidiomycota; Tremellomycetes; Trichosporonales; Trichosporonaceae. Gene Ontology annotation, biological process: glucan catabolic process. Gene Ontology annotation, molecular function: beta-glucosidase activity. The record is from RefSeq and is a predicted model, not a curated record.
AUGUGGCUCUUCGACGCCAUCCUCUGGUUCAUCUUCUGGCUCCUCGCCCUCCUAGGCCUCCGGGAGCGGGACCACGCGCGCGACCCGCCACACAAAUACACCUGGCCCGAGGCGCGGGUUCGCGCCGCGGCCCUCGUCUCCCAGAUGAGCGUGGACGAGAAGCUGAACCUCACGAGCGGACACGUCGGGCCGUGCCAAGCGAACACGGGCGGCGUGCCGCGCCUCGGCAUCCCGAGCUUCUGCUACAACGACGGGCCCGCCGGCGUGCGGCACACGGACUUCACGACGCAGUUUCCCUCGCAGUCCGCGACGGCGUGCUCGUUCGACCGCGGCCUCGUGCACGAGGUCAGCGCGCGCAUGGGCGCCGAGUUCGCCGCGAAGGGCGUGCAUGUCAUGCUGGGCCCGUUGGCGGGCGGGCCGCUCGGCCGAUCUCCGUAUUGUGGGCGCAGGUGGGAAGCGUUCUCCCCCGAUCCCUACCUCUCCUCGACGCUGUCGUAUGUCGCCGUGCGCGCCGCCCAGUCGGCCGGCACUAUCGCGUGCGCUAAGCAUUACAUGCUGUACGAGCAGGUGCCGGUGUGCUCCGGCCCGCCGGACGACGAGGGCAUGCCCACCGACUGCACGCAGGUGUCAGUGACUGCGGAUGGUGAGGUGACCGACCAUAAGACGGUGAAGGAGGUGUACCUCCCGUCGUUUGCUGAGGCUGUGCGCGCCGGCGUCGGCGCGGUUAUGUGUUCGUACAACCUCAUCAACGGGACGCCGGCGUGUCAGAGCGACAACGCGCUGAGCCGAAUCCUCAAGACCGAGCUCAAUUUCCAGGGAUAUGUCUUGAGCGACUUUGGCGCGGCGCAUUCGACAGCAGAGUCGGCAAACGCGGGCAUGGACCAGGAGCUUGAGGGCACGGUGUGGUGUGCGUCUGGUGCUGGCGGAGCUGAUACAGACGGCGACGAUUUGAAGAAUGCGGUCACAGCCGGCAAGGUGUCGGAAGACCGCCUGAACGACAUGGUGACGCGCAUCCUCAUCCCGUGGAUUGCGUUCGGCCAGAACGACAAGUGGCACGAGCCGAGCUACACACGCUGGGGCCUCGGCGACGCUGUCGAAAUUGACGACCGAUCUUUCGUGAACCAGCAUCUCGACGUACGGAAGAAGGAUCACGCCGAGUUCGUGCGCAAGGCGGCGGAACAGUCGCAUGUAUUGCUCAAGAACGAGGGCGUCCUUCCACUCGACCCCGCGAUCCGGCGCAUCGGCGUGUUCGGCAGCGACGCCGACUACCCUACGACGAUCUCGGGCUGCGGCCCCGACCUGUUCUGCACCGAGGGCGGGCGGCGGCACUGGAACGGCACAGUGACGGUCGGCGGCGGCUCAGGCGCCGCAUACGCAGCAUACAUCGUGCCGCCGAUCGAGGCGAUUUCGCGGCGCGGCCGCGAAGCCGGCAUGCGCGUCGACCACGUGCUGCGCGACGACGCGGCGUUCUUCCCCGGCAUCGCGGCGGUGGCUGGCACAGUGCAGAUGUGUGUCGUGUUCGUGUCCGUGUUCCUCAUGGAGGGGGCGGACCGGGCGGACCUGCGCCUCGACAACGACGGCGAGGCGUUGAUCAAGCAUGUUGCGGGGACGUGUGCGGGCGACGUCGUGGUGGUGCUGCACGCCGGCGGGCCUGUGGUCAUGGAGGACUGGAUCGAGCUCGAGCGCGUCAAGGGUGUGGUGUGGGCGGGAUAUCCGGGGCAAGAGAGCGGGAACGCGAUCGCCAACAUCCUUUUCGGGGAUGUCAACCCAAGCGCCAAGUUGGCGUUUACGCUGGGCCGGCGCGAGGCGGACUGGCCGCCGAACAGCAUUGUUCGUAAGCUGCCCAUGAUUGGCAAGCCCCGCACAGCCUUUGACGAACGCCUCGCAAUUGACUACAAGUGGUUCGAAGCGCAUGGACACACGCCGCGCUUCGAGUUCGGCUUUGGGCUGAGCUACACGACCUUUGAGAUGUCAGACUUGCGCGUGCGCGCCGAACACCGCAAAGACGAGGCGAUCAGCCAUACGGCGGAGGCGCACGUCGGCCCGCUGCAGCUCUACGACACGUUGUAUGUCGCGCGCGUCGAUGUGCGGAACACGGGUGAUCGGGAUGGCGGCGAGGUGCCGCAGCUGUACAUGGCCUAUCCUCCAGGGCAGCGCCAGCCGCCGCGCAACCUCCGCGGAUACGACAAGGUAUGGCUCACGCCUGGACAGCGCGUAACCGUCGAGUUUCCCCUGCGCAAGAAAGACCUCGCGGUGUGGGAUGUAGUCCAGCAGGCGUGGCGCGUGCCCGAAGGCGAGUUCACCUUCUACGCGGGCCACAGCUCGCGCGACCUCGUGCUCGAAACGACGCUCGUCGUCGAGCUGUAG